Molecule: messenger RNA, 753 nt
Organism: Dentiscutata heterogama
Lineage: Eukaryota; Fungi; Glomeromycota; Glomeromycetes; Diversisporales; Gigasporaceae
Source: the annotation of a GenBank genome assembly
AUGAUGUUAUGUUCAGUUAGUAGUAAGCAUGUUAAAAAAGUUUUAAAAGGAUUUAUAGAAUUAACUAAACGAUUUCCAAACACUUUAAAAUUACCAGAUUUAUCAAAAUUAGAUCCAAUUCUUGAUAUAAGUGGUACAAUUAUUGAUCCACCAUUUCCAACUACACGUCCUUCUUCAAUAAUAACUGCUCCAGAAACUGAAAGUGAUGAUACAGAUGUUUUAUCUGCUAUUACUGGAUUAUCAUCUAUUGAAAUUCGUGAUUUACAAAAAAAAGCGUUAGUAAUAAAACGCGUUAAAAAUCAAACAGCUAAAGGGAGAGUAGUAAGUAUGUACGCGUUAGUAGUUGUAGGGAAUGGUAAUGGGGUAGCAGGAUUUGGUGAAGGAAAGCACGAAGAGUCACCUACAGCUAUUAAAAAGGCUACAAAUCAAGCUAUAAAGAAUUUAAGAUAUUUUGAAAGAUAUGAUGAUAGAACUAUAUUUCAUGAUAUUGAACAUAAAUUUCAUGGUACUACGAUCAAAUUUUUUGCCAGACCUCCAGGGUUUGGAAUUCGAACAAAUCAUUAUAUUCAUGAAGUAUGUAAAUGUAUUGGUUUUCAAGAUAUUUCUAGUAAAGUGUUCGGAUCUCGGAAUGGAAUGAAUGUUAUAAAAUGUACAUUUGAAGCAUUUAAUUCCCAAAGAUUACCACAGCAAAUAGCGAGAGCUAGAGGUAAAAAUUUAUUUGAUGUGUAUCACACUUACUAUGGAGCCCGAUAA